AUGGAUCUCACCACUGAGGAAACUCGGGGUUACCAUGGCAACAGCUUUGCCUUCAGCAUCCUCAGCGGCCAGGGUCGUCUCCGCGGCGACGAGCGUGAGGUGCUGGCCCUCAACGUGCUGUUGCUAGGCGACAGGCAGAGUGGGAGGAGCUCUGUGGGGAACGCCCUGAUUGGCCGCCACGACUUCCAGACCGCCACCUGCGUUUCUGGCGUUUCCACGACGACGGCUUGUCGGCUCCUCAGCGGAACGUUCCGGGCGUUUUUCCGCAGGAAGGGGGCGGAGACUGACCUGACGCUCCGGGUGUUGGACACGCCCCCUCUGCCCUGCCCACCCGCCACCAGCAUGCACGUGCUCUGCCCCGAGGGCGUGCACGAGCUCUGCCUCGAGGGCGUGCACGUGCUGGCGCUCGUGGUGAGAGCCGACCUGCCGUACGAAAACACACAUGUGUGUGUGCACAUACAGACUCUCUUCGGUCCAGAAUGGCGCCGACACGCCAUCCUCGUCCUCACGCACACCAACCACCUGAGGGAGGCGGGGCUUCGGCCGUCACUCUACCUGAGCCAGGCCUCUGAUUCGCUGAGAGCUCUGGCUGCCACGGUCGGGGGCGGGGUCUCCUUCCUGGAUGACAGCUCUGAUUGGCCAGCGACUCAAGGACGAGCACUGAGAGACGCGGUGCUCCGCCUCUCGGCCAGAAACCACCACCUGGCUCUGAGCGUGCGGACGGGACGGGACACGAGCGGAGCUGCAGAGUGA
Messenger RNA from Myripristis murdjan (pinecone soldierfish), 753 nucleotides. Its product is annotated as GTPase IMAP family member GIMD1-like. The transcript has 3 exons. The record is from RefSeq and is a predicted model, not a curated record. NCBI's taxonomy places the organism in Eukaryota, Metazoa, Chordata, Actinopteri, Holocentriformes, Holocentridae. Bases 1 to 753 code for a protein of 250 amino acids. Gene Ontology annotation, molecular function: GTP binding.